Messenger RNA from Bombina bombina (fire-bellied toad), 286 nucleotides. Its product is annotated as 1,4-alpha-glucan-branching enzyme. Lineage: Eukaryota; Metazoa; Chordata; Amphibia; Anura; Bombinatoridae. Gene Ontology annotation, biological process: glycogen biosynthetic process. The record is from RefSeq and is a predicted model, not a curated record. Gene Ontology annotation, molecular function: 1,4-alpha-glucan branching enzyme activity; hydrolase activity, hydrolyzing O-glycosyl compounds. Gene Ontology annotation, cellular component: cytoplasm.
GUAUGCUUUAUUUUGUCAACGUUUGAAGAGCAUUGAAGGAAAUGAAGGAGGCUUGGAAAAGUUUUCGCAAAGUUACCAAUCAUUUGGCAUCCACAUGAAUGAAGAUGGAGGAAUAUACUGUAAGGAAUGGGCUCCUGGUGCGAAAGCUCUUUUCCUUACUGGAGACUUCAAUGGAUGGAACCCUCAUUCACAUCCAUACAAAAAAAUGGAUUAUGGAAAAUGGGAACUUUACAUUCCACCUAAAGAAGAUAAUUCCACACCAAUAGCACAUGGUUCAAAGCUAAAG